This is a messenger RNA of Xenopus laevis (African clawed frog), 1564 nucleotides long. RefSeq names its product tubulin alpha 1 like S homeolog (gene tuba1l.S). Gene Ontology annotation, biological process: cytoskeleton organization; microtubule-based process. NCBI's taxonomy places the organism in Eukaryota, Metazoa, Chordata, Amphibia, Anura, Pipidae. Gene Ontology annotation, molecular function: structural constituent of cytoskeleton; GTP binding. The record is from RefSeq and is marked provisional. Gene Ontology annotation, cellular component: microtubule; cytoskeleton.
CAGCUCCUUGCAAGGCCAUCUCUCUGUAUUGAGCAUCACUUUCCUCUUCGAUGGCGUCGACUUCAUCCCACAGGGAAGUCAUUUCGAUGCACGUGGGGCAGGCAGGAGUGCAGAUUGGCAAUGCAUGCUGGGAGCUGUACUGCCUGGAACACGGGAUCCUGCCAGAUGGACGACUGCUCACUGACAUAAUCAGAGAUGAGGAUGAAUCUUUCAGCACUUUCUUCAAGACUACCCUUAUAUGUCUACCCCAUCCCCUUUGGGGGAAUUGCAGUGUGCAUAGGGUGGCAGUAACUGUCAUAGAUGAAGUCCGAAAAGGAGCCUAUCGGAAGCUUUUCCACCCUGAACAGCUCAUUUCAGGCAAGGAAGACGCUGCCAAUAAUUAUGCUCGUGGCCAUUACACCAUCGGCAAAGAGAUUAUUGACUCGGUGCUGGAAAGAAUCCGAAAGAUGGCAGAUCAGUGCAAUGCACUUCAGGGCUUCCUUAUUUUCCACAGCUUUGGAGGGGGCACUGGUUCUGGUUUCUCUUCCCUACUAAUGGAACGUCUCUCUGUUGAAUACGGCAGAAAAUCCAAGUUGGAAUUCUCAAUUUAUCCAGCUCCUAAAAUGUCCACAGCCGUGGUGGAACCCUAUAACUCUGUCCUCACCACUCACACAACCCUGGAGCAUUCGGACUGUGCUUUCCUGGUGGACAAUGAAGCCAUUUAUGACAUCUGUCAUAGGAACCUUGAUAUUGAAUGUCCAACUCACACCAACCUGAAUCGUCUGAUUGCCCAGAUUGUGUCCUCUAUCACAGCUUCUCUCAGAUUUGAUGGAGCUCUGAAUGUGGACCUAGCAGAAUUCCAAACCAACUUGGUGCCAUUCCCACGCAUCCAUUUUCCUGUGGUUUCCUAUGCUCCAGUUAUCUCCGCUGAGAGAGCUUACCAUGAGAAGCUUUCCAUAGCUGAGAUAACAAAUGCUUGCUUUGAGCCAGCUAACCAGAUGGUGAAAUGUAACCCACGAAAUGGAAAAUACAUGGCUUGCUGUAUGCUCUACCGUGGUGAUGUGGUUCCCAAAGAUGUCAAUGUUGCCAUUGCAAGCAUCAAAUCCAAGCGCACUAUCCAGUUUGUGGACUGGUGCCCAACAGGUUUCAAGAUUGGUAUCAACUACCAGCCCCCAACUGUGGUUCCUGGAGGAGACCAAGCCCAGAUGCAGCGUGCUGUGUGCAUGUUGAGCAACACCACCGCCAUUGCUGAGGCCUGGGCUCGUCUGGAUCACAAGUUUGACCUUAUGUAUGCUAAGCGUGCCUUUGUGCACUGGUAUGUAGGGGAGGGAAUGGAGGAAGGGGAGUUCUCCGAGGCCCGUGAAGAUAUGGCUGCCCUGGAAAAAGAUUAUGAUGAGAUUGCUUGUGACUAUGUGGAGGAGGAGGAUGGAGAAGAAGCCUAAUUCACUGAAUCAGAAUAAUAUUAUAUAUACUACUAGUAAUUGCUGGUUAGAGCAACAUAGCAAGAUUACUGGAUACUGCAUUUAGAAUUCUAUAAAACCUUGAGAGAAUCCUAAUUGUUUCCUAAUAAACAAUUAUUGUUUGA